AUGUUCGCUCGCCAGCUUGCUUCCCGCGCAGUCCCCGCCGUCCGCGGCCAGUCGCGCGUUGCCGCCAUCCGCGCCUUCUCGGCCACCGCCAACGCCCGCAUCGAGUACCCCACCGUCGAGAAGGGCCAGUCGCUCUGGAACUUUACCGACGAGGAGAACAUGCUCCGCGACACUGUCCGCAAGUUUGCCGUCGACAACAUUGAGCCCAUUGUCCGCCAGAUGGACGAGGCCGAGAUCAUGGACCCCGCCCUCAUCCAGGGCCUGUUCGACAACGGUCUCAUGGGUAUCGAGGUGCCCGAGGAGUACGGUGGUGCUGGCAUGUCGUUCACCUCUGCCAUCAUUGCCAUUGAGGAGAUUGCCCGUGUCGACCCCUCGGUCGCUGUCCUUGUCGACGUGCACAACACCCUCGUCAACACCGUGUUCCGUCACCACGCCUCGGACGCCAUCAAGGAGAAGUGGCUCACCGGCCUCGCUACCGAGAAGGUCGGCUCGUUCUGUCUUACCGAGCCCGCUGCCGGUUCGGACGCCUUUGGCCUCCAGACCACUGCCAAGCUCGACUCGUCGGGCGACUUCUACGUCCUCAACGGCACCAAGAUGUGGAUCUCCAACUCGGGUGAGGCCGACACCUUCCUCGUCUUUGCCAACGUCGACCCCUCCAAGGGCUACAAGGGUAUCACCGCCUUUGUCAUCUCCAAGGACAUGGGUGUCGAGAUCAUGAAGAAGGAGGAGAAGCUCGGUAUCCGCGCCUCGUCCACCUGUGUCCUCAACUUUGACGGCAUCAAGAUCCCCAAGGAGAACGUCGUCGGCGAGGUCGGCAAGGGCUACAAGAUUGCCAUUGAGAUCCUCAACGAGGGCCGUAUCGGUAUCGCCGCCCAGAUGAUCGGUCUGGCCCAGGGCGCCUUUGAGAAGGCCGUCCCUUACACCUACCAGCGCAAGCAGUUUGGCAAGGCCGUUGGCGACUUCCAGGGCCUCAACUUCCAGUUUGCCGACAUUGCCACCCAGAUCGAGGCCGCAAAGCUCAUGACCUACAACGCCGCCCGUCUCCAGGAGGAGAAGCGCCCCUUCACCAAGGAGGCCGCCAUGGCCAAGUACUACGCCUCGGUCGUCGCCCAGCGCGCCGCCGGUGCCGCCAUCGAGUGGUGCGGCGGUGUCGGCUUCACCCGCGACACUGGUAUUGAGAAGUACUGGCGUGACUCGAAGAUUGGCGCCAUCUACGAGGGCACCUCGAACAUCCAGCUCGAGACCAUUGCCAAGUUUAUCAAGAAGGAGUACGCCUAA
Molecule: messenger RNA, 1278 nt
Organism: Apiotrichum porosum
Lineage: Eukaryota; Fungi; Basidiomycota; Tremellomycetes; Trichosporonales; Trichosporonaceae
Exons: 2
Coding region: 1-1278 (425 amino acids)
Cellular component (GO): mitochondrion
Molecular function (GO): flavin adenine dinucleotide binding; acyl-CoA dehydrogenase activity
Source: RefSeq, a predicted model, not a curated record